Messenger RNA from Aspergillus mulundensis, 1707 nucleotides. RefSeq lists its product as uncharacterized. The coding region runs from base 1 to 1707 and encodes 568 amino acids. Lineage: Eukaryota; Fungi; Ascomycota; Eurotiomycetes; Eurotiales; Aspergillaceae. Gene Ontology annotation, molecular function: protein binding. The transcript has 2 exons. The record is from RefSeq and is a predicted model, not a curated record.
AUGGGAGCUCAAGGCCUUGAAAUAGUGCGCUUUCGCGGGCGUUACUACGUUUACUACCACCACAUGGACAGCUACUACGAGCGUCUGGGGGCCCGGAUUGUUGACAGAAUCCCCAUCGACCCCAAGGGAUACCAAGACUGGCUGAAGUCCAUGCGUGCCGAAUAUGCAGCUAAAGAACACGCCCUUGAACGCCAUGUCUAUGAGAUGCGCGAUGGCGUCAAGCCCGACUAUUCGCUGUUCGACGAGCUCGAGGAACUUCCCUCCGAGUUGCCGAAAUUUCCCACAGCUAUCGACCCCGACUUCUUUUACAUCAUCAACCUCGACCGUGAAGUCCUCACCAUGGACUACAGCGUACACUGGAAGCUUGGGAAUAUCCCCCGCCAGGACGACCUAUGGCUCCGCGCUAUUGUGGACAGCAUCUUUUGGAAGUGGCCCACCAUUUCCCUCGAUAUCUGCCCGGAAGAGCAUAUGGCCUCGCCGGCUUUGGCGCUUCCUGAGAAACAUAAGGGGAUUAGGUACAGCUAUCGCGUUGUAACGCCGAAGACAAAUCUUGCAGACGCGCGGAAGGUAUUCCUCACCAAUGUCAUGGCUACCACGCCCGUCCAAUACGAGGACGCGAUUAUCAACUUUGGGAUGGAGUGGAGCCCGGACUCGUUCCCCUUUCGCGAGCUGGUGUUUGCUCUCGUCUCGAUUGCGUCUGGGCACGCCAGCUUCCAUUCUUUCCCGCCUCACCUGUGUAACCCUCAGCAUUGCGCAUCAUUGAACUGCACAUACAACCACUUGCCCAAGUCGCCUGGAUGGCUUGACAAAGAGUGGGCCGGCGAUGCAGCGCCAUUGCGGGAAUUCGGCUCCAUGGCCCAUAGACCAGGCGACCCUCCAGGGGCAUCGCCCACGGAGACAAUGUAUUGGGUUGAGGAUGUGCUUGUUAGCCUUGUACUGGUGGUGGAUGGAAAGGCCAUUACGAACGCCGGUACCUGGGGCAUUGGGCAGGGAAGGACAAAUUUCCAGCUUGUUAUUCUGUCGCUUUUCGACGUCUCCUUUGCGGAGGUUUCCUUUGGUGAUGGUGGUGGCGAACCUCUUGUCAAGGUCACCAAGCCCGUUUAUCUCUCACCCCUGCGCGCAGAUCAUUGCUUAAGCACACAUCCGCGCAUGCGGCCGGAGCUAAAGCCAGGGAUGAAGUAUCAGCGCCCUGCGUUCCUUACAGACAGAGGGCGCCCAGGGACAAGACGCAGACUCCAAAGGCGGUUCCCGGGGCUCGCGGCGCUCGUCAACUUCUUCGACGCUGCUGCAAAACGCCGCGCAGCAUCCAAGUCACCAGGUAUCCUCCCGCCGGAGCUAUACAGUAUGAUUCUGGAUUUUACCGACUAUGGAACCUGGAAGGCCUGCUCGAUGGUGUCAACGGCCUUUCGUUCUCUGUGCCUCCGCAAGUACAGGCUUGACGACCGCAUGAGGAUCGCAGCAGGGCCUUUUGUUAGGCUGCAGGAGAUCAAUGGGCACCGGCAUCGUCUGCUAUCCUUUGACUUUGAAAAUAUACUUACGGGUGAGGUCCUUCCAAUGAUACAGGAUGUUCUUCGUCAUGGGACGAACGAGUACAACUGGAUGCCUGUUAUUGGCGGCGACCGGAGAGUACUUAUGUCGGACGUCGUCAUGCAGUACGAACUGGCGGAGGAUAUGCCAGUCGAGGCUGAGGUUGAUGGUGAACAGUAG